Molecule: messenger RNA, 4755 nt
Organism: Rubroshorea leprosula
Lineage: Eukaryota; Viridiplantae; Streptophyta; Magnoliopsida; Malvales; Dipterocarpaceae
Source: the annotation of a GenBank genome assembly
UCUUAUCCCUAUUAACUCUCUAGCAUAAUUUGCACACUUUUCCCAGAUCCAUUGAAGUGAAGAUGGGCGAUCUUGUCUUGGGUCCUGUUGUUGAAGCCACCAUAGACAAGGUGAUUUCAGCUGCUACUGAGCAAAUCGGACGUGCAGUCAGUUGGGAGGCAGAGCUCAGAAGACUUUGCAACAAGUUGACCAUGAUUCGUGCUGUGUUGCAAGAUGCAGACAGAAGGCAAGUUGGAGACUCAGCUGUGAAGCUUUGGCUUGAGAACCUCAGAGACGUGGCUCGUGAUGCUGAGGAUGUUUUGGACGAGGGUGUUUAUGAAGGACUGAAACAGGAGGUAUGGUCUCAAAAGCAAAUGAAGAAGAAGGUGCGUCUCUACAUUACUACCUCCAAUCCUUUCAUAUUUCGUCUCGAGAUGGCUAGUAAGAUCAAGAAUCUUAUUGCAUCUAUAGUUGAGAUUAAUAAGGAGGCUGCUGAUUUUGGACUUCAGUCUAGACUUGCUAGCCAUGAACCUUGUAGCAACCCUCAAACAACAUAUUCCUCUCUUAGUUAUUGUCCUAGAGUCAUAGGAAGAGAGAAUGAUGUGUCAAAAAUAGUUGACUUGUUGAUUGAUCCAAAUAAUGAGGAGUCCCUUUCUGUUAUAUCUGUAGUGGGUAUGGGGGGUCUAGGAAAAACCACCUUAGCAAAAUCAGUGCAAAAUCAUGAGAAAAUAGUGAGGAAUUUUGGUAAAACAAUUUUCAUUUGUGUGUCUGAAGUCUUUGAUGUCAAAAAAAUCCUAAAAGAGAUGUUAGAAUCUCUCACCAAAGAGGGUUGUUCAAUUGAAAAUGAGGCUACCAUAGUGGGAAAAAUACAAGAUGAGUUAAAAAAUGAAAACUGUCUGCUAAUCUUAGAUGAUGUGUGGAAUGAGGAUAGAAUGAAGUGGGAAGCCUUUAGGGGUUGUUUGUUAGAAAUAACUAAAAAUAAAGUAAGUAGAAUGGUUGUGACAACUCGAAGUGAAAAUGUAGCAUCUAUAAUGGGAGCACUUGGAGAACACAUGUAUCAUCUUGAAGGACUAAAAGAUGAAGAGUGUUGGUCUAUAAUAAAGCAGAGAGCAUUCGGAGGUUCUUCAGUGCUGGAUCUGGAGUUGGAAGCGAUUGGAAGGCAGAUCGCUAAAAAAUGUAAAGGUGUACCCUUAGUUGCCAAUGUCAUUGGGGCUAGUCUGAGUAAUCAAAGGGAUAGGGGUGAAUGGGUGUCAAUUAACAAUAGUUUGAGUUCACUGGAAGAUGAUAGGCGGACAUGGACUGUUCGAGUUUUACAGUUGAGUUUUGAUCGCCUACCUAACACAACAUUGAAGCAAUGUUUUGCCUUUUGUUCCAUUUUCCCCCAGGAUUGGAAAAUUGAAAAGGAGAUGUUAAUUCAACUUUGGAUGGCUGAAGGCUUUCUUCUACCAUCACAAGGAAGUUCUAUGGAGGAUAUUGGUAACAAGUAUUUCAAUGACUUGUUGUCAUAUUGUUUGUUUCUAGAGGAAGAAAGAGAUUCAACUGGAAAGAUUAAGUCAUGCAAAAUGCAUGAUUUAAUUCAUGAUCUUGCCACUUACAAUUCAAAAUCAGAAACACUUAUUUUGAAAGCUGGUUCAGAGAGCAAUAUUGCUCAUGUUCGGCAUUUGAAUCUCGUUGAUGCUGAGAAGAUGGUGCCAGCAAAUUUUGUGGAGGUGGCUGGAAAACUACAUUCCUUAUUUCUUAAAGGUGAUAUUUUGGGCAAGAUGCCAGAUAGCUUCAAAAGGUUACGCAUUCUUAGCUUUGAAAACCGUUGGAGAGCUAAUACUGAGCAGUUGCCAACUUGGAUCGGCAAGAUGAAGCAUUUGAGGUAUCUAGACAUUUCAUGCGCCAACAUUAAAGAACUACCCCAGUUUAUCAUGGAGUUGUAUAGUUUGCAGACGCUGAGGUUCAUGCAUUGUUCUCAGAUUGUAAAACAGCCAGAAGGGGUGGAAAACUUAGUCAGCUUGAGACACAUUUAUUUCAAUAAUUACAGCUGUAUGCCACUCAGAAUUGGUAGGCUAAAGGAUCUUCAAACGUUGCAGUUAUUUGUUGUCGGUCCACAAGAGGGAAGUCGAAUUGAGGAAUUGGGAUGCUUGAACCAACUUGAAGGUAAAUUAAAUAUAUGUGAUCUAGAGCAUGUUGAAAACUACUCAGAAGCCGAGAAAGCAAAUCUUUCGGGAAAGAUUGGACUUUAUAAGUUGAGGUUGGAUUGGACAGAAAGAAAUACAGAAGAAUGUAAUCAUGAUGAAGAUGUGUUAGCAGGCCUCAAACCUCCCCCAAAUUUGAGAAUAUUAACUAUAGACUGUUAUGGAGGUGAAAAAUGUCCAUCAUGGAUGGAGCCUAGUUUGAGUGAAUCAUUUUCGCUCAAAAAUUUGGUGAACUUGAAAAUCUUAAGAUGUAAAAAGUUGAAAAGCAUGCCAAUCAUGAUCGGGUUAUCAUCUCUUCAACGGCUUCGAAUUAGUGAUUGCCUUGAAUUAACCAGAAUCGGAGAAUACUCCUUUCCGAAGUCCCUCAAACGACUAGACAUUCGGUCAUGUCCAAGAUUGGAAACAAUCGGGGAUAGUAUUUCGACCCUCACAUGCCUAGAAGAGUUAGAACUGACUAAAUGUGGAGAUCUGAGGCUCAUUCCAACCAUGAGCGGUUUUUCAAUUUCUGUCCAGAAUUUGAAAUAUUUGCCUUCUCCUAGGGCCAUCCAAUGCCAAGAGGUACUGAUUGAUUCAAAGUUCCUCACAUUCCAAUAUCCAAGUAGACCAAGUGCAUCCAAUUCUAAGAAGAUUGAACAUCUCAGACUUCAAAGCAACACCUGAAAUCAAAUUUGUCAAUUUAUAUGGUAGUCCCUGGAUGUUCCACUUUUUUGCAGGGCAAUACAUGAGUAAUACUUCUAGGUAAUCUUUUUUUCUGUUUUCUGAGAAUGUUGAAUUCAUGUUUCAUAAAAGAUGUCAACAAUUGACCAUACAACAACUUUUAUUCCGGUCCCUUUUUCUAGACCAGCUUAUGUGAGAAUGAUCCAAUUAUCCAAACAUGGAUCUAUUGAUUUCACAUACUUAGAGAUGAGUACAGGUUAGAACUAUUUUAAAUUACCAGCACAUGAAAUCUAUUGCAUUCUUCAUUUGAUGGUGUUUUUAGUUAUCAUACUCUCUCUCAUCCUAUCUCCAUUUUAUCAAUUUUGCAGAACUUAGCCUUAAACACUCAGUGUCACUCUGUAAAUUGAAGCAGAAGAAGGAAUUAUGUCAUACAUGACUUUUAAGGCAUGGAACCUUAAGUGGUAAGAGAUUAUAUUCUUUUCAUGAGGAAGUCACUUGACAAAGCAAAAAUGUAUCAAGUAUGCCUUCUAGAUCAUUUAAAAGUCUUAUUUAAGCAUUAGUGCUUUACAUUUGAGCAUAUAUAGUCUUUCCAACUGAGUACUAUCAUACAUGUUAUUUGUUUGAGAAUUAAUUUUGUGUAUUGUAGUUGUUCACUGUUCAGUAUCUCAUUCAUUAAGCCACAAGGCCUUUUAGAAGUAAGUUAAGGAGAAAAGCAGAUGCAAAGUAGCUUAUGGACUUUGAUGAAGGUCUGUUAGUGUAGAAGUAAUUCUCAAAUUAAAAUUCAUCUAAAAUGAAUAUGCUUUUGUUAUUUGCUCCACUUAUGACUUUUACAGUUUAUCAUAAAGUUCAUUGUUGUUUGUUUGUUAUCUUCUUCGCUGAUUAUUUGAUAUUAAUUUCUGUUUCUUCAGCUCUAGCUGCAGUUGUGCAAACUUCAGUUGUCAGUAGACGGUCCCUCCCUUGAGUAUCACAGCCUCAUUUCCAAUUAGCGUAAACCACAUUCUUUCAGAGAGAUAGUUAAAGGAUGAGCAAUUUUGUGCUAGAGGCUCAAGAUUUUGUUCUGGAUGGCAACAUCUUCAAUAGGAGGAUUAUCAACUCUGAUACAUCAAGGAGCUAACUAGACUUUGUUUUUCUGCACUUUGAUUAUCCUAUAGAGACUUACUACACGACAAUGGCUGCUACAUUUCAAUCAUCUACCAUUUUGAUCCCAAUGGCAGUAGAAUUAUAUUGGUUGGGUUUUGAUAUAAGAUUUGGUGAACAAAGCUUCUACUGAAGAUAUGGUGAAAAAAAAAUUCUAGAUGUUUGUUUGUACUUUGAUAUUCACACACUGAAGUAUUCUCCUAAUUCUGUCUGUACACUAAAUCUGUUUCUUUAAACUUCUUUGAUUAUCCGUUUUCGUAUCUAAUGGUCAUGCCAUACCUCAUGUCUAAAACACUAUCUGUAAUGGUGGCACUCUUUUGGGUGUUGAAGUUUAUAUAUCCAACGAAAGAUGUUGCUUGCACUAGUCUUAAAUGUUCAACUUCGACAUGUGUUUAGGGAAGCUAACAUGUCUACUGAUUUCCGGGAGAAUAUGGGACAGCGUUUCCCAAAUUUUUGUGGAAUUCUAUUUUAUUUAUGAAUGUUUUUCUCUCUUUUCACCAAAAAAAAAGGAUGUUGCUUGCAAUGCUUUUUGAUGUAGGAAGGAUUUCAAGACUCAUAGUACUUCUUGCUAGGAGACUAAAAAACAUUAGAGAACUCAGAAAUGUGAUUAGAGAAGGCGCAGGCUUUUCCUAUGGGGUUAUAUUUGUUGUCCUCUAAAUUAUAUAUUGUUAUAACCAUGUAAAUUAAUUUACCAAAAAGUAAUGACUCUGUUUGCCAUGAUAUUACAUAGUUUUUGUAUGGAAGGGGAAACAAACACAUAGAAAAAUCAGAAGUAAUUUUAUAAAGACCUAUUUGGUCU